Messenger RNA from Patella vulgata (common limpet), 6248 nucleotides. RefSeq names its product growth hormone secretagogue receptor type 1. Gene Ontology annotation, cellular component: membrane. The record is from RefSeq and is a predicted model, not a curated record. Bases 228 to 1310 code for a protein of 360 amino acids. NCBI's taxonomy places the organism in Eukaryota, Metazoa, Mollusca, Gastropoda, Patellidae. Gene Ontology annotation, molecular function: G protein-coupled peptide receptor activity. Gene Ontology annotation, biological process: neuropeptide signaling pathway. The transcript is spliced from 2 exons.
AUCAAUAACAGGACUAGUACAAAAAUCAAGUGGAUGUCUGUCAUAACCAGUCAGCUGAAACAGGAGUGAAAUAUUUGGUGUUUUUACAGAUUUCACCGCAGUUAUAAGGAAUGGUUAUAAAACAUCACAAACUGGUGAAUUAAUACUAAUUAUAGAUUCAUUAUUCAAUGGAAGGUUUAUGAUGUUUUAUCAAAAUUAACCAAUCAACAGGACAUCGAGACAACAACAUGUACAGUACCACAGAUCGUAACAUUAGCUUUUUAUCUACGGAAAGCGUUGACCUGGACAUUCCCCUGGAAUCGGAAAUUCGGAAUGCAAGGAUUCUACUUCUACUUCCGAGAUUUAUAUUCUUAUUUGUCAUUUUAGUUGUCGGAACAACUGGUAACGUUCUUGUCUUAUAUAUUUAUCACUUUAAAUCAAAGUUAUCAACUUUCACUUUAUUUGUGCAAGUUUUAGCAGGAUUGGAUCUCUUAAACUGUCUUACGAGUGUGCCAGGAGCUUUGGCGUUGGUGAUCGGACAAGAUCAUGUGGACAUGGAUAUAUUAUGUACUAUGAUGCCAUUUCUCUCACUUUACACUGCCAUUGCGUCUGGAGUACUGUUUACGAUCAUUGCGUAUCAAAGAUAUUAUGGGAUCAGUAAACCUAUGGUUAUUGUAUUCGAACUACAGCAAGCCAAAAAACUUUGUCUUUUUUCAAUCUUGAUAGCUAUCUUACCCAGUAUUUUAAGACUGUUUUUAGAUUAUGGUUUACGAUCAGAAGUUAGCUUCAAUGAUUUAAAAUUUAAUAUAACAAUGUGCGUGGUUACGGAUGAAGAACGACAAAGUGUUCUUUAUUUCAUAUACCAAGCUGUUCUGGCCAUUUUGUUUUUUGGAAUAAUCGUUACGUUGUCUGUUUUGUAUAUAUUAAUGUGGAGGGAGCUGAUCCGAUGCAAUCAAAAAAGGGCUCAACUUUGCCAAGACCAACCAGAAUCUUCUCAGCCAAAUUGCAAUACACAUAUAAGCACGUUCAAAAUUUUCUUUGCUAUUACCGUUGUAUUUAUCUUGAGCUAUUUACCGCACUUGGUCAUUGUUUCGUUCAGACAUUUGGAUUCAAAUUUGUCACCAUUAAGACGAGCGUUUUAUGAUCUGGGAUAUUACAGCCCGCUGUGGAACAAUGCUGCCAAUCCGCUUGUGUAUAGUUUUUAUUCGGCAGAAUUUCGUUGUAAGUGUAAACAAGUGCUAUGCUGUGAACCAGUGCCACGGCAACCAGGAAUUUCUUUUAGAAAUACUAAAAAUGUGCGAAUGGUAUCAGUGGAUCACUCAACUGUGUGAAAAUUAGAAAUUCAUUCAUUUGUGACGUCUUGCAUCUGUGUGCUCUGUCCAUUUAACAACAUUUCAGUUAUGUCCAAAAAAAUGUCAGUAUCUUGCAUCGGCAGGAUGAACACACAUUGUCUGGACCACAUUAAGCUUACAUGGGGCUUGACAAUUGACAGUAUUCAACAGUGAAAAUUGGGCAUAUUCCGGCACAGGGCCCAUGGUCGCCUUACCAUAGCUGCGAAAUUCCUAUGUCCCCCUUGUUAAACUCUAUCGUAUUCAAUAGUGAAAAGGGGGCAUAUUCCGGCACAGGCGCCAUGGUUGUCUUACCGUAGCUGCGAAAUUCCUGUGUUCCCCUUGUUAAACUCUACCCUAAUAUGAGAUAUUUAUUUAUGGUAUUAAAAUUAUUUUAGAACUAAUUUGGGGGCCCCUUUAGCAUUGGAGCCCAUGACUGCAGCCCUGUCAGCCCCUCCCUUUAAUCCAACUCUGCACAUUACGACUAGAUACCAAGACAUUCAUUAUCACAGUUAGUUAAUAAAUAAAUAGUGAUAUCACAAUUAGUUAUUAAUUAAAGGGUAAUACCACAGAAGGGUGAUAUCACAGUAAGUUAAUAAAGGGUGAUAUCACAUUUACCUAGUUAAAAAAAAGGUGAUAUCACAGUUAGUUAUUAAAUAAAAUGUGAUAUCACAGUUACUCAUUAAAUAAAGAGUGAUAUCAAAGUUAGUUAUUCAAUAAAAGGUGAUAUCAUAUUUAGUUAUUAAAUAUCACAGUAAGUUAUUAAAUAAAAGGUGAUACCACAGUUAGUUAUUAAAUAAAGGGUGAUAUCAAAGGUAGUUACUAAAUAAAAGGUGAUAUCACAUUUAGUUAUUAAAUAUCACAGUUAGUUAUUAAAUAAAUGGUGAUAUCACAGUUACUUAUUAAAUAAAGGGUUAUAUCAACGUAAUUAAAUAAAAGGUAAUAUCACAGUUAGUUAUUAAAUAAAGGGUGAUAUCAUAUUUAGUUAUUAAAUAAAAGGUGAUAUCACAUUUAGUUAUUAAAUAAAGGGUGAUAUCACCAUUAGUUAUUAAAUAAAGGGUGAUAUUACAAUUGGUUAUAAAAUAAAGGGUAAUACCACAGACAGUUAUUAAAUAAAAGGUCAUAUCACAGUUAGUUAUUAAAUAAAGGGUGAUUUCACAGUAAGUUAAUAAAUAAAGGGUGAUAUCACAAUUGGCUAUAAAAUAAAGGGUAAUACCACAGAAAGUUAUUAAAUAAAAGGUGGUAUCACAGUAAGUUAAUAAAUAAAGGGUGAUUUCACAGUUAGUUAUUAAAUAAAGGGUGAUAUCUUGGGUUAGUUAUUAAAUAGAAGAUGGAAUCACAGUUAGUUAUUAAAUAAAGGGGGAUAUCUUGGGUUAGUUAUUAAAUAGAAGAUGGAAUCACAGUUAGUUAUUAAAUAAAGGGUGAUAUCUUGGGUUAGUUAUUAAAUAGAAGAUGGAAUCACAGUUAGUUAUUAAAUAAAGGGUAAUAUCACAGUUAGUUAUUAAAGAAAGGGUGAUUUCACUGAUGGUCCAAAGUGCUGCUUGGGUGGGAUCCUUAACAUUUAUACUAUUGAUUGAACAUUUAUACUAUUGAUUGAACAUUUAUUCUGUUGAACUAAGUGGGAUCCUAGUCUCAACAUUUAUAGUGUUGAACUAAGUGAGAACCUAGUCUCAACAUUUAUUCUGUUGAACUAAGUGGGAUCCUAGUAUUAACAUUUAUACUGUUGAACUAAGUGAGAUCCUAGUAUUAACAUAAUUGUUGAAAAAUAAUUACCUCAUUGAAACCCAUUGGUUGUCAUUAAAAAUAAUCAUCUCCUGAAUAUCAUUAAAAUAAAACUGUUAUAAUAAUUAUAAUGGUACAAAGAAGUGUUAUUUUGUUGCAUGUUACUGCUGUUAUUAUUAAAGAUGUAUUAUGUAAGAGCUAAAUCUACCUAUUGAAGGGGGCAGGCACAUAGCCAGCUUGCUGACUGCAGAGGGGCAGUUAAAUUUUUUGUGGGGGGACAGGUCACAGUCUACAGUAGGUAUUUUAGAGGUAUCAUCAGCAACAUUUUUUUUCAGGGGGGCAUUGCCCCCCCCACACCCUAGGUUGGUUGAAUUGUUAUAACAAGAACGACUAGCUCUUUAUUUAAAUCUAACAUAAUGCAUCUUUAAUUGUUAUGAAUUUAUAUAUAUAAUAUACAAGGGGACCCCUUUUUUACAUUGUUAUAUUUUAUUCCCUUUUUGUUUAUUAAUCUAAUUUAUUUGUAUCGUAUUCAACUGCCCACAUUGUGAAUUAUUUAACAAAUAUCUGACUUGGAGAGAUUAUAUGGAUUAAUGAUUGACAGCGAAUCAUAUAUUGAUACUGUACGAGGACACUAGUCUGAGUGUUGUAUCAAUAUAUGACACAAUGUCUUAUUCCGAAUUCCAUCUUUCAAGGGUUCUUUUAAGUGCACACCACAGGACCUCUGUUUUUUGUAACAUGCAAACGACUAGACACUAUUCCUGGCUGGCUAUAGUUAGCCAGCAUCUUACUCACUGAGCCACUACAGCUUCCACCAAAUCUGCUAUAAGAUUAACAUAAAUGUUAAUAUUUUAAGAUACCAAAUUACUAGCUGUCUAGUCGUUUGGAUGGCAUGAAAAAACGAGGUCCCGUGUAUACAUUGGCGUGCAUGUAAAAGAUGCCUUGGCAGUUGGAAUUCGAUAUAAGAGUAGGCCGUAGCGCCGCUGCCCGGGCAAAAUUUCAGUCAUAGCACACUGUAUGGCGUAUGCCCGUCUUCAUUAGCCCAGUUGGAGCAGAAAAGUAGGAUGUUAAACCCCAUUUCACUUCAUUUCAUUUCUGUUUUACGUCGAUAACAUUGGUAGGAUACAAUUACACAAUAACCUGCUGUGCUCUUUGGACAGCAUACGUUGAUGCUUUUUUUAAUGAUACACUAUAAUAGUUAAAAACUAGAUAAUGUAAUUUCAGUCAAAUUGAUCCACUCUGAUUUCUGAACCGAAAAUUUAUCAAUUGAAUUUUGGGCCUAGCCUCGAUCAUCUAUACUAAAGUCGGUACGAUAAAAUACAUAGUCUUGAUUAUCCAUUUCUUGAUUUAAUCAUGAAUGAGCGUAGAGCAGAUCAGAUCCUAAUCCAGUAAAUAUCACAGGCUAGCGAUGACAUCGAGAGUUGAUUAUUGUCUGGAUAAGUUAAUUAAUGUCUAAUUAAUAAUUUAGAUAACAUUUCAGCUCUUGCAUAAUGUAUGUUUAAGACAGAGGUAGGAAUCGUAUCGCGCUUUGAGCAUAACCUUAAAUGUUGCGAAUAAAGCGCAUUAAAAAUAUACACAUUAUAAAUUAUAAAAAGAUAAAUAUGCAAGUAUUUGUUUAGGAUAUUAAGAGAGAGAGAGAGAGAAAUGGGGUUUAACGUACACUCGACACAAACUAGGUCAUUUCGGGACUAACAUAUGGUUCAAUUUUAUUUCCAUAAUUCGCUUGCGUGUAGGGGUCUUUAGCAGUGGGAGAUAACCGGAGGACCCGGAGAAAACCCACGAGGUUGGACAGGCGACCUUGUCAUGUACAACCAGGGAUUCGAAACCACGCCAGUUGACUCAAUGACAGACUUAUGAUACAGCGCGCACGUGCUAACUAGGAUAUUAAGACGGGGAACACCAGUCUGACUGUUGCUGUAUGUACCAGUAAUUUGUGAGUGCUAUCAAAUUAUUUUGUCCAGGGCAGUUUUAACAGCAUUAUAGGCCCCCAGGCAAAGCAGUGCUCUGGGGCCCCUACCUACGCAACCACUCAUAUAUAAACAUAUAUUUAUUAUAUUGGUACUUACAACAAAAUCAGCUUUUAAAUGUUACAGCAAGUCACAAAAUACAUAGACAAGCAAGAGGGCCCUAUAAUUCUUGUGGGCCCCCGGAGAACUGUCCAGUUGAAUAAAAUUUUACUGUAUUUGUACUUCCAACAAAAUCCUUGUGGGGCCCCCAUCAAUCUGAUUAAAACACAGAUCCUAUUUCAUUUUGUUUUUUAUAGUUCAAAAUUUUGUUUUACUUGUCUUUACUACACUAGGAUCUGGAAGAAUUGUUAUAUAUUCUACGUUCUGGAUGAUGAGAGAGAUUAGCCAAUGAAACAGUUUGUUACAGCAAGUUUUUUGCUUGAGAUGCAGAGAACUGUGCAUAACCCACUAGAUACCUCAACGCUGAUUGGUUAAUCAAAUGACUUGACAUCAUAGGGUCAAAAGCCGCUCGUUUGACUUCUGACGCGAGUUUCCACUACAACUGGUCAGAUCUUCAUGUAGUGUAGGCCAUCGAGAGUAUAAAAAAAUGAAAUGAAAUAUAGAUUGGGCUCCCAGGCAACUGCCCAGCAUGCCCACGCCUUAAGACAGACCUGCAUGCAUCAGCCUUAAUACUGUUGGCUUGUUUCAUUUCACAUUGUAGAUCUCAAUAAAAUGAUUGUCAAAUAAUACAUGUAUGACUUAGGGAUAUUAAAGAUACAUUAUGGGAGAUUAGAUAAAGAGCUGGCAGUUAUCAAUAUAAUAGUUAAAAACUAGAUAAUGUAAAGGCAAUUUGCUGAAAAUUUCAGUCAAAUUCAUCCACUAUGAACCGAGAAUUUAGCGAUUGAAUUUUCGGCCUUGCCUCGAUCAUCAUUACUAAAGUCGGUACGAUAAAUAACAUAGUCUUGAUUAUCCAUUUCUUGAUUUAAUCAUGAAUUAGCACAAAGCAGUAAAUCCUACUUCAGUAUAUAUCGCAGGCUAGCGAUGACAUCGAGAGUUGAUUAUUGUCUGGAUAAGUUAAUUAAUGUCUAAUUAAUAAUUUAGAUAACAUUUCACGCCUAAAGAAAGACCUGCAAUUGGCAGAUUUACCUCUUGCAUAAUGUAUGUUUAAGUGUAUUAGAAAACUAGUAUGUAUUGUGUUGUCAAAUCUUAUAUUAUUAAUUAUGUUAUUCUGAGGAAAUUAUUAUUGAAUUAAUCAGAAAUAAAUAGUUAAUCUUCC